This is a messenger RNA of Arabidopsis thaliana (thale cress), 1580 nucleotides long. RefSeq names its product branchless trichome (gene BLT). NCBI's taxonomy places the organism in Eukaryota, Viridiplantae, Streptophyta, Magnoliopsida, Brassicales, Brassicaceae. Bases 472 to 1293 code for a protein of 273 amino acids. The record is from RefSeq and is marked reviewed. The transcript is spliced from 2 exons.
CUUAACUUUCAUUUGACUUGCACACACAAAAAAAGAAAAAAGAAUUCUGUUCCUUGUUUUGUUUCCUGCAACUCCAACUGACUAGGGAGUGAACAGAACAGAGUAAAUGUUUAGAUAAAGAAAAUCUGUUCAUAGUUUAAUUUAUAGAGAGACAUAUAGCUAGGAGAAGUGGAACAGAUGAGGCAUUAAUGUUUGAAUGGGCCAAUUAAUUGACACCCCCAAGUGUACGAACACACAAAAUGAGAGGUGGUUCAUUGAAAGCACAGAGAAGUUGUCGGCUUUUCAAAGAUACACUGCCCAACAAACAAUCGUCAUGAAACUACAACAAAGGUCAGUUUCAUAUAUCUUCUAAUCGCAUUUGUUAGUUUACCUAAGAGUUAGACGCCAUCUGUUUGUUUCUGCUACUUUUCCUUACUCUUUAACGACGAGGUCCUGAGGAAGAAUGAUUGAAGCUGAAGGCCAACCAAAAAGAUGAAGGAUAUGAAGAUGCAGAGCAGCCCUGAAACGAUGAUGACCAGAAUCCCCACUCCAGAUCCUCACAGUACCGGUGUACGAGAAGAUGCAAUGGACUCAGUCUGCAAACCCUGGAAGCUUUAUGAAAAUCCAUACUACUGCUCUUCUCAGUCUCAACAGCAUCAACACCAACGCAAGGCAUUUAUUUGGGAUCUGAAUUUCAUAAAGGUGUUCAUGGAAUCUGAACUAGGAAAAGCUCAAGACGAGAUCAAGGAAUUGAAGGCAGAACUGGACUAUGAGAGAAAAGCUCGAAGACGGGCAGAGCUGAUGAUCAAGAAGCUGGCUAAAGAUGUGGAGGAGGAGAGAAUGGCUAGAGAAGCGGAGGAGAUGCAAAACAAGCGGCUCUUCAAAGAGUUAUCGUCUGAGAAGUCAGAGAUGGUUCGGAUGAAACGAGAUCUUGAAGAAGAGAGACAGAUGCACAGGUUGGCAGAGGUUUUGAGAGAAGAGAGAGUUCAGAUGAAGCUGAUGGAUGCAAGGCUUUUCUUGGAGGAGAAGCUAUCUGAAUUAGAGGAAGCUAAUAGACAAGGAGAGAGGGAGAGGAAUAGGAUGAUGAAACCUAAGAUAUUGGAGAGAGCGUGUAGCUCACCGGCUAGGAGGAGGUGCGAGAAUCCGCAAAUAAAGAGAGGAAUCAAUCCGUUCCCAAGAGUGAUGAGAGCAAUAAGAUCAAAGAGUGAGAAAUGGGGUUCAAAGCUGGAGUGCCAAAAGGUUCAGCUCAAAAUUCUGCUCAGACAAAAGACCACCCCAAGAUGUACUCCUCUUCUCUCCUCUCCUCCUCCUUGAUACUGUAUGCUUGUCUUUUGUUCGCCUCGCUCAAUCUCAAUAAUUCACAUCUAAGACUGAAGAUGUACUAAUAAGAUUCUCUUUGUCUGUCCGUUAGAUAAUAUUUUAUUCACAUGGAUGUGUUAUACAUAGCAUAUAUAUUGACGUCUAUUAAAGAUGGAUUGGAAGAAAAUGAUUAUCCCAUUAUCCAAAUUUGUUAUGUUGAGUCGUCUCGGACAAGAUCAGACAAAUAUACAUAGUUUUCUGCACCUAAAGCUUUCUUCUAUCGCUGGUAUAGUUUUGAAGGA